Molecule: messenger RNA, 465 nt
Organism: Fusarium pseudograminearum CS3096
Lineage: Eukaryota; Fungi; Ascomycota; Sordariomycetes; Hypocreales; Nectriaceae
Exons: 5
Coding region: 1-465 (154 amino acids)
Biological process (GO): removal of superoxide radicals
Molecular function (GO): copper ion binding; superoxide dismutase activity
Source: RefSeq, a predicted model, not a curated record
AUGGUCAAGGCUGUGAGCGUUCUCCGCGGUGACUCCAAGGUCUCCGGUACCGUCGUCUUCGAGCAGGAGUCUGAGUCUGCUCCCACUACCAUCACCUGGGACAUCACCGGUAACGACCCCAACGCCAAGCGAGGAUUCCACAUCCACACCUUCGGUGACAACACUAACGGCUGCACUUCUGCUGGCCCUCACUUCAACCCUCACAACAAGACCCACGGUGCUCCUUCUGACGAGACCCGCCACGUUGGUGAUCUCGGAAACGUUGAGACUGACGGUCAGGGCAAUGCCAAGGGUUCCGUCACUGAUUCUCUUAUCAAGCUGAUUGGCCCUCACAGCGUCAUUGGCCGAACCGUUGUCAUCCACGCCGGUACCGACGAUCUUGGCAAGGGUGACGGCGAGGAGUCUCUCAAGACUGGUAACGCUGGUCCCCGACCUGCUUGUGGUGUUAUUGGUAUCUCCAACUAA